This is a messenger RNA of Xiphophorus maculatus (southern platyfish), 1089 nucleotides long. RefSeq lists its product as uncharacterized. The record is from RefSeq and is a predicted model, not a curated record. The transcript is spliced from 6 exons. The coding region runs from base 1 to 1032 and encodes 343 amino acids. Lineage: Eukaryota; Metazoa; Chordata; Actinopteri; Cyprinodontiformes; Poeciliidae. Gene Ontology annotation, biological process: response to bacterium.
AUGAUUCUGUUAUGGGUCACACUUCUUCUCCUUCAUCAAGGAUAUGGUUUGGUUCCAGUGAUCACAGCUCAUCUUGGUGAAACAACAACACUUACAUGCAAGUUGCCCGAUAUUAAAGACAGACGUAAUAAACUUUUUUGGUACAGGCAAACUGCAGGACAUUCUCUGGAAGCAGUUGUAAAGCUCAUAAGUCUUGCAAACCCAGAGUAUGGAGCAGGUUAUUCUGACUCGAGAGUAAAAGCUGUACUUACUGACAACGUGAGCAACCUGACCAUUUUAAAAGCAGCUCAAGAAGAUGAAGGAAUGUAUCACUGUGGCUUUAGCGACUGGAGCCAAAAUGUUUGGCGGGGGAACUACUUGUUAAUAAAAGGAAACACUGUGGGAACGUCAAACUACAGAGUAGUUCAGAAGAAGAUGGUAUCAGAUUCCAACCGUCCAGACAAUUAUGUGACUCUACAGUGCUCUAUCCUCUCAGAUUUUGAGAACAACUCUUGUUCAGAAGACGUCAGUGUGUUCUGGUUCCGAUCAGAUAAAUCUCACCCGGAUAUCAUCUACACAGAUGGAAACAGAACUAACAGAUGUCAGAAGAAAAUUGAUGAUCAGACUGGACGGGUUUAUAAUUUUUCUAGAAAAAUCAGCUCCUCUGAUGAUGGGACUUACUACUGUGCUGUGGCCACAUGUGGAGAGAUAUUAUUUGGAAAUGGAGCAAAGCUGGAAGAGCAAAAAGACAAAAUGGCAGACCCUGAAUUCCCCAUACUAUUGAUAGCUGUGAUCUGUUUGAUUAUUUCCAUGAUUAUAAAUGCUGUUUUUAUCUUUUACCGAGCUCCAAGAGCAGCAUGUAAACAAUUGAAAGAGGGAGAAAGCACCUCUUCCGAAGAACGAUGGAGGAACUUGAGUCAGCAAGGCGAUCAAAUUAAUGAAGAUGGAUGGGAUCUGAACUAUGCAGCUUUACACUUCAGUGCUGGGAAAGCUACAAGAGGAAAGAAGAGAAAAGAGACUGAGGACAGUGUGUAUUCCCAAGUUAAACUCUGAAAAUCUGUUUAUAUGUGCGGGAUGUUUAAGACAUCCAUCUAGUGAAAAUGAGUGAUU